AUGCAUCUUCAAUCUACUCUUGCCCUCGGCCUGUUGGCCAACUCUGUGGCAGCCGCUGGUUUUGACUGCGGCACCUCGGGCUCCAGCAGUAGCCUGAAAGCUCUAUCAAAGGAUCUUGCGAAUAAGCAUCUCGAGAUUCGAGGACAUCCUAAGAACGUAGAGGUCAAGACCUACGUCCACAUCAUUGCAGCAAGCAAGAAGGAAGAAGAUGGCUAUCUUAGUGCAAAACAGAUGGAUCUCCUAAACAAAAGCUACAAGCCAUGGAACUUCUCAUUCAAGUUGAUGAAGACCACCAGAACCAUCAACGAAUCCUGGGCAUCACCCGUCGGCAGCCCAGGUAGCCCCGACACCGAAGGUGAUCUCCGAGCCGCUCUUCGUGAGGGAAGUUACAAGGAUCUCAAUCUUUACUACAUCGUGGACAUGCCUCCUGGUGGAAAGUGUGAGCUCCCUGUUACCAAUCCUACCAAACAGCAAGUUAUCUACGAUGGCUGCCUCAUGAGGCCUACAACGCCUGGCGAGACACCUCCCAAGUUUCACUUUGUAACAGUUCACGAGGUCGGCCACUGGCUUGGUCUGGAACAUACCUUUGAGAAUGGCUGUGAGGAGCCUGGUGACUAUGUCGAUGAUACUCCUUAUGAGGACUAUCCUACCGACCCUGAUACUUGCCCUGAACCGGGCCGCAACACUUGUCCUGACAAGCCUGGACUAGACCCUAUUGACAAUUUUAUGAACUAUGUUCCUCCUGACUGUGGUCCUAAGCGUUUUACGCCCGGUCAGGCUGAGCGUAUGCACAAGCUUUGGAAGAUGCUGCGAGCGAACUGA
Molecule: messenger RNA, 822 nt
Organism: Fusarium oxysporum Fo47
Lineage: Eukaryota; Fungi; Ascomycota; Sordariomycetes; Hypocreales; Nectriaceae
Product: zinc metalloprotease
Exons: 3
Coding region: 1-822 (273 amino acids)
Molecular function (GO): metallopeptidase activity
Source: RefSeq, a predicted model, not a curated record